UCCCUCGCCAGAUCGCCCGUACCGGCAGCGGCGGUAGGGCCUCCGUCGGUGUACCUGGUGGUCGGCCAUGACGUCACUCGCCCCGCCUACUCCAUAGUCAAGGUGAACCCCUUCUUCCCUCGCCGCCGCGCCCCAAUACCGAUCCCAGGACAUCUCGUCCGCCUUGAGUCCAAGCACUGCAUGUCCUUCGUCGCCGUGCGGUCGAGGCACGGCCCGUGGAUCGUCGGCGUCGGCGGCAACGCACCCAUUGACUACGGCCCCGAGACCAUCGUCUUCGACACCAGGACGCACCAGGUGAUCCCGGGACCGAAGCUCGUGUCGACCAAGCUCUGCCCGAUCCUGCUACCGGUCGGCGACAGGAUCUAUGCCCUGACACGUUACCCUGCCAUGAAGGGGGGUAUCAAUUUCGUGCCUUGGUUCCAGGUGCUCGAUCUCUCCCAGGCGCGAGUGGUCAGUGGCCGUCUCGUGGACUGCAAAUGGGAGCAGCUGCCCCGGCCGCCCUGCUUCCCCUGGGAGCUCUCCCCAAGGCACUACAUCUUCCCGCCGAUGGUCAGGGUCAGGUCCUUUGUAUCCGUGAGCUCCUGCAUUCUGGUGUCGAUGGAUGAACAGAAGGGCACGCACAUGUUCAACUUGGAGACACAGCAAUGGUCGAAACUGGACGACAAGAAUCUGCCAUUCACCGGAGGCGCCGUCCCUCAUGGCCCCCUGUUCCUUGGCUUUUCAACUGCCGCCAAAAGGAUCGCCGCUUACAACAUCACAGUCUGCGCCACCGACUCACCAAGCCCAAGCAUCACAGCAGGGUCCCUAUCCUUGUCAAUUACUGAGUUCCCGGUGGUGGAUGAGGCAGGGGAGGAGGUCGUUAGCAAUGGCAAAUUUGUUUCCCUCGGGAACCAUGGCUUCUGUUCGUUUAGAUGUCGCACCGAUGACCUUGUGCUCGGUACUCUUGAGCAUACACGGGAACUUGUCACCAUGAGAGCAUACGCAACAGAGGAACACCUCUCACAAGAUCACCUCAAGUCUGUUCGCAACGUAGUGAUCUCCAGCCAAAUGGAACAGGUUUACAGCGUCCGCGAUUCACUUCGGGGACUUUCUUGGCCAUCCUUGGUAGAUGUGAUAUCCCUGUGA
Triticum aestivum (bread wheat) is the source of this 1125-nucleotide messenger RNA. RefSeq lists its product as uncharacterized. Gene Ontology annotation, molecular function: protein binding. The record is from RefSeq and is a predicted model, not a curated record. The transcript has a single exon. The annotation marks the transcript as partial. Lineage: Eukaryota; Viridiplantae; Streptophyta; Magnoliopsida; Poales; Poaceae.